UUAUCUUUGGCGCGGAUAGCGCCCGCCGAACCUUCGGGUUGGGUAUUCGGACAAGCAGACGGACGGAUGACCGGUGGCGUUUCGAGUGCAUCGUCGCGACGGCAGGAGCGUGAGGGCGCACGGCUCGCGCCUAUCGAGGACUCGCGCGGUGAUCCUAAGAGCGCCGACUUCGCUGCGGUUGCUCGAUUCGAUUCAACUCGACUUGAUUCCGUUCCAACUUCGGUUCUGCGUCGUCUCGUCGCCGUAAUGUAAACACGCGGGUCGCGAUCCACGCGAUCCUCGCUUGGACGAGCAGCCGCAACGGUGCCACGCGACGGAUGAAGGUUCCUUCCCCCUCCUUAUAUUCGAUGUCCGCCUCCGUCACCGCGUGUACAACGUUCGUCCCCGUGACUGCGCGACAAUACGUCACGCUGGCUUCCGGACGGACCCACCGUGGCGACGUUCAUGACGGACUUCCCCUCUCCCGGACGUAAUCCGCGGCUCCAACUUCCUCCUCGCAUGAGGGAGCGCGACGUUUGACAACCGCGGGCCAACCCUCGGCUCGAGUCCUUCGCGCGGCUCUUUUUUUAUGUAAGUCAGCCGUGAUUUUGCAACAUACCGUCGUGGCCGAGAUUCUAGCGCACUAAAUCGCACGAACGAGUGACAUCACGCUCUGGUUAAACCGCCUGUGUUCCCCGCAUUCUGCUGAUUCGAUCUAAGACCGACAAAGCACGUUGGAGUUGCUUUCUUGCAUUCUGCCUUUUCUGUCGUCGUGUUCAAGUUUAAUAGAGUGCUACGAUCGCUGAUUGUGACAUACAGCUGUCAGUUAUUUGAACUGGCGAGUUCCCAAUUAAGGAGGAUAGCAGAGUUCGUGUUUUGUACUCGUCUACGCUUGGUUUUCGUUGUGACAUAGGUUUGGAGUUCAACUCGAGAAACAAUGAAUGCUUCAGAACAUGGGUUUAACCCAGCCUUUAAUAUGGCCUCCAUAAAACAGGCUUUCAAUGAGGCUGUGGAAAGAGUCUCGACAGUUAGGAUGCCUGCACCGACGCGUCUGAGGGAUCUAAUUAGGCAAAUACGGGCUGCACGAACGGCCGCGGAAGAGAGAACAGUCGUGAACAAGGAAUGCGCGUAUAUCCGCUCGACAUUUAGGGAAGAGGACAGUGUGUGGAGAUGUCGUAAUAUCGCCAAGCUACUGUACAUUCAUAUGUUGGGAUAUCCGGCGCAUUUUGGUCAAUUGGAAUGCUUGAAGCUUAUUGCUUCACCCAGAUUCACCGAUAAACGGAUCGGUUAUUUGGGGGCCAUGCUGUUAUUAGAUGAGCGGCAAGACGUACAUCUCCUAAUUACGAAUUGUCUGAAAAAUGAUCUGAAUAGUUCCACGCAAUUCGUCAUCGGUCUGGCGUUGUGUACUCUUGGGGCGAUCGCGUCGCCGGAAAUGGCGAGGGAUCUGGCGUCUGAGGUGGAGAGACUGAUGAAAUCGCCGAACGCGUAUAUCCGGAAAAAAGCGGCGCUUUGUGCUUUUAGGAUCAUUAGACGCGUGCCAGAACUGAUGGAAAUGUUUUUGCCGGCUACUCGCAGCCUGAUCACCGAAAAAAAUCAUGGGGUUCUAAUCACCGGUGUCACCCUUAUUACGGAGAUGUGCGAAAACAGCAUCGACACGCUGAAUCACUUCAAAAAGGAAUGCGGCCAUCGUGAGAUUGUGCCAAAUCUCGUAAGAAUCUUGAAGAAUCUGAUCCUAGCCGGAUAUUCGCCCGAGCAUGACGUAUCCGGAGUGUCGGAUCCGUUCCUUCAAGUGAAAAUACUACGUCUUUUACGCAUCCUGGGACGUAAUGACGUCGAUGCAUCUGAAGCCAUGAAUGACAUCCUUGCUCAAGUCGCCACUAAUACAGAAACCAGCAAAAACGUCGGUAAUACUAUACUCUAUGAGACGGUUCUAUCGAUCAUGGACAUCAAGUCAGAGAGCGGACUUCGAGUCUUAGCAGUCAACAUAUUGGGCAGAUUUCUAUUGAAUAACGACAAGAAUAUUAGAUACGUGGCAUUGAACACGUUGUUAAAGACGGUUUAUGUGGAUACGAGCGCAGUGCAGAGGCAUCGAUCGACGAUUCUAGAAUGUUUAAAGGAUCCAGAUGUGUCGAUCAGAAGACGCGCAAUGGAACUGAGUUUCGCCCUUGUGAAUUCCAACAAUAUUAGAAACAUGAUGAAGGAAUUGCUCUUGUUCUUGGAACGAGCCGAUCCAGAAUUCAAGGCUCAGUGCAGUAGCAAUAUCGUCAUGUCUGCGGAGAGAUUCGCUCCAAAUAAACGUUGGCAUCUCGAAACAUUGUUUAAAGUACUCGUCGCGGCUGGUAAUUAUGUGCGAGAUGACGUGGUGGCGUGCACGAUACAAUUAAUCUCGGAAACGCAAUCACAGCAAAGCUAUGCUGUUAGCGCGUUGUGGCGCGCGUUAGAAAAGGACACGUCUGAUAAACAGCCCUUAGCGCAAGUUGCCACGUGGUGCAUCGGCGAAUAUGGUGAUCUUUUGUUAUAUGGUCCAUCAUCGGAAGACGCCGAGACUCCAGUUAAUUUGACAGAGGAUGAAAUCAUCGAUGUGUAUCAGAGGUUACUCUGGAACCCACAAAACACUGUAAUUACGAAGCAGUACACUUUAUUAUCUCUUACCAAAUUAAGCACGAGGUUCCAGAAAGGUCACGAGAAAAUUCGUCAGAUCAUAGAUACAUUCGGUAGCAAUUUACAUAUCGAAUUACAGCAAAGAGGUAUCGAGUUUUCGCAACUGUUCCGAAAAUACGAUCACCUGCGGCCAGCGUUGCUCGAGAGAAUGCCGCCAAUGGAAACCGCGCGACCGCAAGCUAAUGGUAUCAUAGGAAUGGUGAACGGCGAACCAGAACCAGAAGAUGAAAAAUCCACAAUUCUGGAACCAACCACGACCACAUCCGAUUCAAGUGCACUUUUAGAUUUACUUGGAACUACGGAUGUGGGAGUGACAGUCCCGUCGGCGACGACGACCAACAAAAAUUCCUCGCCGAGUUCAACCGCAGUAACACAUAAUAAUGAUCUGUUGGAUUUACUUGGAAGUUUGGAUUUGAAUACGCCUACGCCUGUUGCUCCCACGCUACCACUUCAACCACAGGCAUCGACACCAAUGUUUAGUCCUACCAGCAAUAGCAACUUCUUAGUAGAUGGAUUGCUCAGUACUCCGACGGCGCAAAAUGACCUACCAAGUAUGAUUGUUUUGGAUAAAUCGGGGCUCAAAAUAACAUUCAGAUUAGAGAGACCGCCCGAUAUUCCUGAUCUGUUAGUCAUAAACAUGUUGGCUCAAAACUCUGGAAGCACCAUUUUAACUGAUUUUCUGUUUCAAGCAGCAGUUCCUAGGACAUUCCAACUACAAAUGUUAUCGCCAUCGAGUACUGUCAUUCCGCCAUCUGGUCAAGUAACUCAAGUGUUGAGAGUGACAAAUAUGAAUAGAACACAAUUAAGGAUGAGACUGCGUAUAUCAUAUACGGGCCCGGCUGGACCAGUUCUCGAACAAACGGAGGUUAAUAAUUUCCCCGUUUCGACAUCGCAGUGACAAGAUGUAAUACAAAAUACAUUUGUACAUAUGCCUGCCUAAAAAUAAUUAAUCAAGUCUUAAACAGACUGAAAGGAAGAAAGAGAAAAAAAGAGAAAGAAACAUAAUUUCGUCUCAAACAAGAAUAGUGAAACAUACAACUUGACAAAUGGAUAUAUUGAACACAUACGCACACACACACACACACACACACACACACACCGAGACGUUUGAUUAAGCAAUUAAAUCCUUCUAUGCGCGGCACCGACAAGGCAUGACCUAAAUGACUUUAUAAGAAGAUUGGAUUUGUCAAAAGUAUGACGAUUUAAUUUCGCGUACAAUUUGGUAUAGUCUGAAAUCUUGUUCGUGAUGAAAAGAGAAGUAUUCGCGAGUAUUAAAGCUGUUGCGGGUAACGUGAUAUUAACGCCGCGAUCCUUCGGAAAUUAUAUAUCGUUACUGUCGUCCAUAUCUUUCUCGCGUAGCUUCGUUACAAUGAGAGUGUGUAAGUGCUUUGGUUUCGUAAAUGUGCCGCACGUGAUGAAAGAGAGAAAGAUGUAAAUAUUUUUUCUAACCGAAACAUGCGGAGAGAGAUAUCGUAUUCUGAUCGAUUGCAUUCCCGCUGUUUUACGGCUACUAAUUUAGCGCGUAAUUUCUCAUGUAGAUUAAAUAAAAUAGAAAACGAAAGGACAUAGGAAAACGAGUAAGAGAGGACAAUAGAAACACAUCACACGCCACUCGAGAACAACAGAACAGAAUAAAAAAGAAAAAAGAAAUUCAAAGGGACCGGAGGUUUCGUCACCAAAAGUGCUCUGUCGUUGCCCCAAAAAGUUAUCUACGAGAAGGCGCUGUAACAAAAAUCGAUCUUUUCUACCGCUGUAUUUGUAAGUAAAUCAUCGCAGACGACUCGCGAAUGAUCGUCUUGUAAAUAUUAGGUAAUCAGAAAGGUGAGGGAAUGUUCAUGCGAUUAGAGAGAUAGAAAAGGAAAAAUAUGCGAGAUGAGACUCUUUACAUAUAUACGUGAUAGACCUGUUAAUUCAAUAACGCAAAUGCAAGAAUAUCCAGUUUCCGUCUUUGAGUGAAAAAGAGAGAUAUCAUUUUUUGGGGAAAAAGAUAUACACAUGCAAAUAUACAUGACACAUACAUGACACAUCAUACCACACACACACACACACACACACACACACACACACACACACACACACAACGCCUACAGUGCAUAAGUGUAUUACGUGCGCGAGUACACAGUUUCGAAUUCGUAUUCAGAGUAUAGAAUAACAUUGGAGGGCUGAUUGAAUUCUAAUUGUCAUGUUAUAUCUGUCGCGCGUAUGUAUGCAUGCAUGCUAAACUUUGCUGAAAAUCCGAAAAAUUAUGAAAAAUCGGGAUUUCGUUAAUGGUCCAAACCUGUUCAUCGUGUCCGAAUAAUACUAAUUCACGCGAAAAACCAACGAUAUUUCUAUACUUUUAUUAAAUUGAUUUUAUAAUACGAGAAUUAAAAUGGAAAUAUGAUUAGAAUUAUAACUCCGAUAUUCUCUGUAAAAUUGUUUUGCAAGAAAGAAAUGGAAAGUUUGAUGUAUAUUGAAGUUUGAUUUCACAUCUGCGACUUGCUAAACAACCGAUUAGUUCUAUCAUUAUUUUUACGAAAGUCACAGCAUAAAAAAAACAAUUGUAUAUGUCGACAAUAGUCUAUCUUUUAAGUUACAGUAAACACUAACAUAAAAUUAACAGCGAAGCAACAUGUACAUGAUUCUUAUUACCUUUUGGAAUUCUAAUUUUAUUCAAUAUGAAUUGUUUAUAACAUCAAAAAUAUUACUUGUACAAAUAUGUUGAAUACUGAAGAGAGAAAGAAAGGGAGAAAAAGAGAGAUGUACGGAAAACUCGCUCAUUUAACAUUACAAUAUUCACACGAUUUUAUAUUUAUUUUGUCGAAUUUUUAUGUCUAAUGAGCACAAAUGUAAGCUCUAUAAUAGAUAUACAAUUUAGAAAAAAAAAAAA
This is a messenger RNA of Pogonomyrmex barbatus (red harvester ant), 5509 nucleotides long. It is a transcript of the gene AP-1gamma, whose product is annotated as adaptor protein complex 1, gamma subunit. Gene Ontology annotation, biological process: vesicle-mediated transport; intracellular protein transport. Lineage: Eukaryota; Metazoa; Arthropoda; Insecta; Hymenoptera; Formicidae. Gene Ontology annotation, cellular component: AP-1 adaptor complex; Golgi apparatus; membrane coat. The record is from RefSeq and is a predicted model, not a curated record.